Messenger RNA from Chiloscyllium plagiosum (whitespotted bambooshark), 2993 nucleotides. The record is from RefSeq and is a predicted model, not a curated record. Lineage: Eukaryota; Metazoa; Chordata; Chondrichthyes; Orectolobiformes; Hemiscylliidae.
GGGAUCUGGACCAUGCCACGCCAGCCUAGGACAGGGGAGAGCGAGAGGGCGAGCGAGCGAGCCUGGGGAGGUUCAGGCAGCCUACAAGGAUAGGAGGCAAGGCAGGACCCUUUCAGCCUCCCCCUGUGGACUUGCACACACUCCAGUUUGCUGCAGUGCUGUGAUUGCAAUGUGUGGAAAGCAGCCAGGGAGGCUUGCGUUUGCUGCCCAGCUCCUGUUUUUGUGUGUGUGUGUGUUGUAACCCUCCCUCCCCCUUGCUCCAGGUUCAGUCGAGCCUCGGCUUCCUGCCUGGGUGUGGACUCGAACUGAUUUCUUCCAGCCAGCUCCCCUCCACAGCUGCUGUUGUCUGUUUGCGCCUCAUCCCACUUACUGGAUUAAAACAUUAAUUAAAACAAGAAACAAAGACCGGCGGGUUAGUGUAACGAAGCUUCAACCGGGAGGCAGACAGAUAGAGAAGAAGGAAAUUGCAGCCAUGAAUAAUUGAGUGUAUUUUACCCGGCAGCCAGAGGGAACUCCUUCCCAUACGGAUUAAAAGAAGUUUACCCGCACCCUCCCAUCCACCCGCAGGCUGUGCCGGGGCUGCAAGAGACGUUGAGGACAGAGAGAGAGAACGGAGACCCAAAGGGAGUGUCCCCAUCCAGCUGGAGAUUCUUUUUUAUAAUAAGCAAGCAAGUUUGAAGAAAGUCGCACCGUUCCCCUCCCUUCCCUGGGUAGAACCGAAGCAAUGCAGGGAGAUGGAAUGGAAAUGGAUACCAGUAAGCAGCCCGGAGCAGGAAUACAAUGGAAGCAGCAGCUCCUGCGACCUAACAGCCAAGACAACUGAUAGCCUUUAAACCCCACCAACUGUUUGAACACGCUCCUGUGCAGAACGGGCGUCGGGGGAGAAAGAAGAGGAACUUUUUCUUUUAAUCCCGGCUCUUUCCCACCCACCCUUCUCUGGGUUCCGGACUAGUGCAAGCUGUCUCUCCCUGUAUCUUUCUGUCUGUGUGUGUGUGUUUCCUUGCUACUGCUCCGGGGGUGACCGCCACUUACUCCUUGAGCCGCUGACUGACUGGGAACUUUCUCCACCCCACCCGUGAGCAACUUGGGCAACCUGUCAUCAGGUUGGGUUUUCAGCUCGGAGACGGUGGAGGUUUCACUGGAGCGUCCGCGUCCUCCUUACCCUCCCUUCCCGAGAGAUCGACACCAGCUGAAUUGCACCGAGACAAGUCUACAAUAGCAAACGGAGGUGUAGAAAGCUUUGCUGUGACAAACGGGGGCCCCUAUCUUCUCCGAAGCAACUGGGAACCCAUCUCCUGGUGCUUCCUACCUUGACAAGCCGUGUGUGUGCGAGGACAGGCCCAGAGAAAGUCACUCGGCCCCUGAACUGGAGGAGGGGGGCCUUGUGUUAAAUUGUUUUAUUUCGGUGGGUGCAGAGGUUCGCCCUGAUAGUAAGGGGGCUGUGGCAGCGCAGGUAGAAAAAGAAGCUGGCCUCUGACGUGAGCGUGUCGUUUCUGGGAUAUAUUAGCCGAAGAGAGGACAUUUAAACUCGUGCCUCUUGUCUAGUUCACACACACACCACAUACAAAACCCCUCUACUGCCCAACAUCGGAGCAAAAGGAGGACCCGAGAAUUAGCAGCAAGCAGCCCACUUUUCACAUUGCUUGUCAAAGUUAGAGACAGGAACCUGACCCCUGUGGGCAUACAAGAUAUUGGAUAAGAACUGUUCACCUCGCCUCCUACAAGGUCAUUUCAGCAACUUUGUCUGACUUUGAACCUACAGAUCCUUUUCAAACCUGAAGCAGCUGAGCAGCCUUUGGACUCCUUCCGUUUCAUUUUAGUGGAAAUUUUCAAUCUUUUUGUGAUUCUUGGGGGAACAUUGGAUGUACAUUACAAUGUGAUAACUUCCCAUGGACAAAUAUUGAAGGGAUUAUAUCGACUUGAGUAUUUAUUUACCUGCAGCAUCUGUCUGGCCACUUGCUGCUCUCAGCUUCCACCCACUGUGGCUGUUCAACAUCCAGAUCCUGGUCACUGCUCUCACCAGCUCGCUCAUCAUUUGAAGUUUCUGCUGUGGGAGUUGCUGUCCAAUGUUUCUGUAGUUCCACACUUGGCUGAAUCUCCCAGUCUGGUCGAAGGCACCUCCAUUCAGUGCUCACUCCAUCGUGCAGGAUUGUUCUUUCGGUCUUGCUCCCUUUUUGGUUGUCGCUGAUUUGUGAAGCCUAACAGGCCCACAUUGUGUUUUCUGCAGCUGUCCCUACUGUGCCAAGCUAGUUCCAAUGGUGAUCACCUCCGCCAGUGAAGUUGAACAGUCUCCCCCCAGCAUGCUGGCUGCCCUACAGUCAGAAUGGAUUAAGCAGGAUCCCAUUUGUUACCUGCCUGCCACCCACUGCAGCAAGAAGGCCUCUCGAAGUGGGACCAGCUCAGGAUGCAAGCCCCCCUCCAAACACUGCUUGCCUGCCUCAUUUGGCUUCACCCCCGCUGAACCCAGCAUGUCAAACCAGCAUGGCCACCUGCCUCUUGGCAACGUGCAGCCCAUGUGUGAACUGCAGCAGGUUCGGCAGGGACAUCACUGGGGAGUGACCGCUGGCCGGGCACCCAACUCUGACCACCAGAGAGGAAACCACAGUGAGCGAAUGCUAUCGGACAUGACGAUCUUACAAAGGAGGAUUCCAGUUAGUUUUCGUGAUCCUGGGACGGCGCCUCUGAGAAAACUCUCGGUGGAUUUGAUAAAGACGUACAAGCACAUUAAUGAGGUGUACUAUGCCAAGAAAAAGCGUCGCGCCCAGCACGUUCCCCCAGACGACUCCAGCAACAAGAAGGAGAGAAAGAUUUACAAUGAUGGCUACGAUGAUGAUAACUACGAUUACAUUGUGAAGAAUGGAGAGAAGUGGAUGGAGCGAUAUGAGAUUGACUCCCUGAUUGGGAAGGGCUCAUUUGGGCAGGUAAUGGACAAGGCAGUGUGUAGUUUCAGCAGAGUUAGAAAGCACCCUGAAAUAUAGGACUGAGGCCCAUUG